Salvia miltiorrhiza (redroot sage) is the source of this 729-nucleotide messenger RNA. RefSeq lists its product as uncharacterized. The coding region runs from base 1 to 729 and encodes 242 amino acids. The transcript has a single exon. NCBI's taxonomy places the organism in Eukaryota, Viridiplantae, Streptophyta, Magnoliopsida, Lamiales, Lamiaceae. The record is from RefSeq and is a predicted model, not a curated record.
AUGGAAUCUGAGACGAUUGUCGAAGAAACUCUAUUCUCGGACAUGGAUGUGUGCGAAUCAGAGCCGAUUCCGUCGUACUCCGAAGUGGCGUCGUGGUUGCUGCCGGACUCCAAAGUUGCCCGCCUCCCUCUCUCUGAAUCUCAGCCGAUUCCUUCGGGAUCCGAAGCGGCGCCGUGGUUGCUGCCGGACUCCGAAGCUGCUUGCCUCCCUCUCUCUGAAUCUGAGGCGAUUCCUCCGGGAUCCGAAACGGCGCCGUGGUUGCUACCGGACUCUGAAGCUGCUCGCCUCCCUCUCUCUGAAUCUCAGCCGAUUCUUCCGGGAUUCGAAGCGGCGCCGUGGUUGCUGCUGGACUCUGAAGCUGCUCGCCUCCCUCUCUCUAAAUCUGAGCCGAUUCCUUCGGGAUCCAAAGUGGCGCCGUGGUUGCUGCCGGACUCCGAAGCUGCUCGCCUCCCUCUCUCUGAAUCUCAGCCGAUUCCUCUGGGAUCCGAAGCGGCGCAGUGGUUGCUACCGGACUUCGAAGCUGCUCACCUCUCUCUCUCUGAAUUUGAGCCGAUUCCUUUGGGAUCCGAAGCGGCGCCAUGGUUGCUGCCGGACUCCGAAAAGGCGAAACGCAUCUCCGACCUCAGAGAGACUUUCAGACGCGAAAGGGAGGAAGACAAGAGAAUCUUCGAUCUCAGAGAGACUUUCAGACGCGAAAGAGAGGCGACUAAAGCUAAGCAAAAUAGGUGA